Messenger RNA from Mytilus californianus (California mussel), 529 nucleotides. Its product is annotated as sortilin-related receptor-like. Gene Ontology annotation, molecular function: protein binding. NCBI's taxonomy places the organism in Eukaryota, Metazoa, Mollusca, Bivalvia, Mytilida, Mytilidae. Bases 17 to 529 code for a protein of 170 amino acids. The record is from RefSeq and is a predicted model, not a curated record. The transcript is spliced from 4 exons.
CUUAACCAUAAGGUGGAUGACUCGUUGGACAUAUUUGAAAAUCAUGUGGAAUAUAUUGUACAUAUUGGUUUGCAUAAGUUUGACAUUUGGGACAGGAAAAGGUGAGGAAUGUCCGACACGUGGAAAGACAAAACAGAUGCGAUGUAGGAAUGGUAACUGUAUACCACUAGAGUGGAAAUGUGACGGCGAACGAGACUGUGGACCACAUGAUAAUACGGAUGAAGCUAAUUGUAAACUUGCAGGUGAUAACUGUGCACUGAUUCCCGGAAGAUAUUUUCGAUGUGAACGGUCUGGUUCCUGUAUUCCUAAGCAAUGGCGAUGUGAUGGAGAUAGUGACUGUGGAUCAGGUGACAAAACAGAUGAAAACAAUUGUAGUGAAUUAUUAGGAGAAUGCAGUAAAUCAUCAUUCAAAUGUGAUAACCAUAAGUGUAUACCAAGUAAAUGGCAAUGUGAUGGACAUCAAGACUGUCUGGAUCACAGUGAUGAAACUGACUGUUUUGUUGAAGGUAAACAUGUUAAAAAUGUAUAA